This is a messenger RNA of Loxodonta africana (African savanna elephant), 1223 nucleotides long. RefSeq names its product calcium/calmodulin dependent protein kinase II inhibitor 1 (gene CAMK2N1). Gene Ontology annotation, molecular function: calcium-dependent protein kinase inhibitor activity; protein kinase binding. The transcript is spliced from 3 exons. Bases 165 to 401 code for a protein of 78 amino acids. The record is from RefSeq and is a predicted model, not a curated record. NCBI's taxonomy places the organism in Eukaryota, Metazoa, Chordata, Mammalia, Proboscidea, Elephantidae. Gene Ontology annotation, biological process: negative regulation of protein kinase activity.
GGAUGUUUCUUAGCCUUGCCUCCAGCAGGAUGCACGAUCUUGGAGGAUGGCUGGUUAGGCGGCUCAGCUGAGAGCAGGCCGUCUCCAGGGGAAGAGCUGUUAGCUCUGGACGAGGCGGGGACGCGGGCGGAGGAGGCGCCGCAGCGGAGCCCCCGGACGCAACCAUGUCGGAGGUGCUGCCCUACGGCGACGAGAAGCUGAGCCCCUACGGCGACGGCGGCGACGUGGGCCAGAUCUUCUCGUGCCGCCUGCAGGACACCAACAACUUCUUCAGCGCCGGGCAGAACAAGCGGCCGCCCAAGCUGGGUCAGAUUGGCCGGAGCAAGCGGGUUGUUAUUGAAGAUGAUAGGAUUGAUGACGUGCUGAAAAAUAUGACAGACAAGGCACCUCCUGGUGUCUAACUCCCCCAAAGACAAUGAGUUAAGGGAGAGAAUAAGAACGGCGAUAAAGAUUAUUGGCAAAAAAAAAAAAAAAAAAAGAGCAUGAAAAGAGAAAGCACUUGGAAAAUUUAUUACUAGCUUGCUACCCACGAUGAAAUCAACAACCUGUAUCUCGCGUCAGGCCGGGAGACAGAUGAGGCGUGAGGAGGAGGAGGAGGACGAGGACGAGGUUCUGGGCUCCUCUGCAAGAAUAAAAAUAAAAAAUAAAUAAAUUAAAAUUAAGAAAUCACUCUAUACACACACAUAUAAAGAAAUUAACAAAAGAAGUCUCAGUUGCAGCUAUUUGUUGAAAUUAAUAUCCAUUUCUUUUUAUAUACAGUGAAUAUUGCGCAAUGAUAGACCUGGAUCUUGAACCACUUAAAUAAUAAAGGCACAACACCAGGGGUUUGGAGGUGUUGGAUUUCUUCGCUGAUUUGGCUGUCCCCAACGUUUACAUUAUUUAAUCUUGCAAAAAUGAUUUUGUGCACUUGGAUGUGAAAUGCUGUCCAGUUCUAUUUUUUAUGUUAUUCUUGGAUGUACAAAAUGAAAUCAGAACAUGAUCUCUAUAGAUAUUGUUUAAUUUUGGUCGUCUUUUGAGGAUAUCAGGAAUGUGUUUAAAAGAAGGAAACUUUGCUAAGGACUGGCACACGGAAGGAUCUUUUUUAUUUUAAAAUGAAUUGUAAAGCUUGUGUUUCUUUGUUGCUGCAAGCUAUUUGCCCAAGUAAAUGCAAAUGGACACAUUUUAUAUGUCAAAAAAAAAAAAACCCAGAAAAAAAAAUGCUUGAGCUUUUUCUAAUCCCCCUG